Impatiens glandulifera is the source of this 2711-nucleotide messenger RNA. RefSeq lists its product as uncharacterized. The record is from RefSeq and is a predicted model, not a curated record. The coding region runs from base 749 to 2392 and encodes 547 amino acids. The transcript has 5 exons. Lineage: Eukaryota; Viridiplantae; Streptophyta; Magnoliopsida; Ericales; Balsaminaceae.
AUCAAGGCGGACUUAGUUUGUUCAUAAGGCGGAAAGAAGAAAAAGACGGACUUGGUUUACGGGUUCAUCAAAUAUAUUCUCAACUAAACCCAACAUUUAAGAAGGUGUUUUCGGUUUCUUAAUUGCUUUCGAUACAUUCUACAAACCUUCGCCAAUUCAUUCUCUCUUUUACAAAUUCUUGCUUAUCGAUACUACUGCUCUGCAUUGACGUUUGGCGGCGCCCGCCGCAGGAUUAGGGUUUGCCUUUCUUCGGACUAAUUUCUUUUUCCUUGAUUCAUUCUGGGUCAGUCGGUUUUAGUGUCUUCUCUCUUUGAUUGUUGCUCUCUGGACAUAUAUGUUGUUAUUCAGCUGUUGGGUAAUUCAUCGGACUGCGUUCUGUGUUUUCUGGCAAUGUUUUUUUAUUAGGGUUUUCUUUCCUGCAAUGAGUUUCUAACUGUAACACCAAGUAUUCAAUCUUCUUCACGCCUUUGUUCAAGGUGGGGAGGGAGAAAUAUUGUUAAUUUCUUGGAGUGAAGAGAGAACAACCCUAGUGACAGUAGUGUGGAGGUUGAUUUCAGAGGGAGGACUGUAAUUGAAGGAUAGGCAGUUUUGGAUUCACAUUAUAGGUAGUGUAGAUUGAUGUUAUAAGAAUCAUCUGCAAACUUCUUCGAGACAUUGGGACUUGGGAGUGUUUAAUGACAGUGAUUCCGAAACACCAGUUAUAUAUAUGACUAUACAUUUAUUUUCUUUAUGAUACUCGGCAUUAAAUAUGGAAAAAAGUGAGCAGACAUUGAUACCCGAGUGGUUGAAAAGUAGCGGAAAUGCUACUAGUGGAUUCACAAUAACCAACCAAAUUCUGUCGUCUACUGUGUUGAACAAAGAUGAUCAUGGUUCAGCGAUGCAAUCGAGAAAUAGGGUAUCUGCUAGUGUAAAUAAUCAAGACUCAGGGCGUUCAUCUUUUUCUGACAGAGCUACAUCCUCAUACUUGCGUUGGGGUUCUAAUAAUAAUGGUUCUGAUCAUGGGAGGAGUCACAAUAGUUUUGGUAGUAGAAACAAUCGGUAUAGAGAAUGGGAUAGUAGGGAUCAGGAGAAAUCAAAUUUGAGUGACAUUAGGCGACAUGACUAUUCCAAUCAGUUGGAUAACAUAUUUCCAGUCAGGCCUUACAAGGAUUUGAGACGCUCACAGUCAUUAGCAAAUGGCAGAGGAUUUCAGCCCUUGUCUGGAAAGUUAGCAAGUAACUUGAGCAAUAAUUCUAAACGUGUGAUAAAUACAGUUCACAAGAAUCAAUUUGAGAGGGAAUUUCCGUCACUAGGCACAGAUGAGAGGCAAUUGAAUCCUGAUAUGAGAAGAGUUUCAUCUCCUGGAUUGGGAUCAGCCAUCCAAAGCUUGCCGGUUGGCGUUUCAACUUUGAUUGGAGGUGAUGGUUGGACAUCAGCGCUGGCAGAGGUGCCUGUAAUAGUAGGAAGUAAUGGAUCUUCUGGAGCUUCUCCUCAAUCCAUUCCCCCAAAUAUGACUUCCAUUGCUUCAAGCACAGUUGUGGGGCUUAAUAUGGCUGAAACUGUGGCUCAGGGGACUCCUCGUGGCAAUAGUACCUUACAGUUACCAUCUGGAAAUCCAAGACUGGAUGAGCUGUCCCUUAAGCAAUCUAGGCAAUUAGUUCCCUUGAAACCAACUCCUAAAUCCUCUGGCCUCAAUUUAACUGACAAAUCCAAAGCUAAGAUUUCACAUCCGCAUCAGGUUUCAUCUCAAGUUGCCAAUUUUUCCAGUGUUGGAAAGCUUCAGGUGCUUAAACCGUCUCGAGAACGGAAUGAGGUUCCUCCUCCGACAAAAGACAGCGUGAGUCCCCCACCAACUGUCUCUCUCCCAUCGAGGACCAGCCCGGGCCCAACAGUGUCGGAAAAGAAUGCUAAUGCUCAGAGCAGAAAUGAUUUCUUCAAUUCAGUAAGAAAGAACUCAAUGACAGUCCCUUCUUCUUCGCCUUCUGCUGUUGUUGCCUCUGCAAAUAAAAACAAUGAAGAUGAAGAAGAAGUUGUUGCUGGCAAGAUAGCAGGGGGGAAUGAAGAUGCUCUUGGAAAGGAAAUCACCUCGGUUGGGAAUAAUAAUGUGGUCAAGGAAGAACCAAAGAAUGCUGCUGCAAAGGCUGAAGAAUCUGUCGAAAACGGAAAGAUUCUUCAUUCGGAAGAGGAAGAAGUUGCAUUUAUGCGUUCACUUGGUUGGGAGGAGAGUAAUUACAAUACUGAAGAUGAUGAAGGUCUUACUGAGGAAGAGAUCAGUGCUUUCUUCAAGCACAUUAAUGAGCAUCUUACACUGAGAUCGUCGUAUCAAACAGCUUGUCGAAGAUUGCAGUCAGUGUUGGGUUAUGCUACUUGCCCUCAAUCUAGCUCACCUCGAUCCUCCCAUGUCGAUUCCUAAUUUGACCGAGGAGUUUUUUUUUAAGUAGAACUGGAAACAACAACGUUUUUAGGGUUGGCAAAACGCAUAUGUUUCUUUCUCUCUUUUUUUGGUUUUCUUUUUUCUAAAGCAUUUUGUUGGCAUUUGCCAUCCAUGGAUGAGUUUUCUCUCUGAGGUGGGGGAGGGGGACUUGGUUUCAUCAGCAUAGUACUAUUAUAAUAGUAGGUAGUAUAAGGUUGGGCAUAUCAUAUGGCUGUUUCCUCAGUUUUUGAUUCUUUCUGAAAAGGAAUCUGAACAUAUAUAGCUUAUGCUCUUCCUUAUUGUUAUUAUUUUUUUCUCU